Messenger RNA from Hyaena hyaena (striped hyena), 901 nucleotides. RefSeq names its product TP53 regulating kinase (gene TP53RK). Gene Ontology annotation, molecular function: ATP binding; protein serine/threonine kinase activity. The record is from RefSeq and is a predicted model, not a curated record. Lineage: Eukaryota; Metazoa; Chordata; Mammalia; Carnivora; Hyaenidae. Gene Ontology annotation, biological process: protein phosphorylation. Bases 26 to 697 code for a protein of 223 amino acids. The transcript is spliced from 2 exons. Gene Ontology annotation, cellular component: nucleus; EKC/KEOPS complex; cytosol.
CGAGCGGCGGCGCCGGGGCGCAGUCAUGGCGGCCGCCUGCUCCGCGGCGGCGGCCGCGCGGGGCGAGGGUGCGUCGCCGGAGGCCGAGGCGCUGGCCGCGGCCCGGGAGCGGAGCAGCCGCUUCCUGAGCGGCCUGGAGCUGGUGAAGCAGGGCGCCGAGGCGCGCGUGUUCCGCGGCCGCUUCCAGGGCCGCGCGGCCAUGGUGAAGCACCGCUUCCCCAAGGGCUACCGGCACCCGGCCCUGGAAGCGCGGCUCGGCCGGCGGCGGACGGUGCAGGAGGCCCGGGCGCUGCUCCGCUGCCGCCGCGCAGGGAUAGCUGUGCCAGUUGUCUUUUUCGUCGACUAUGCUUCUAACUGCUUAUACAUGGAAGAGAUCGAAGGUUCUGUGACUGUCCGAGAUUAUAUUCAGUCCACUAUGGAGACUGAGAAAACGCCCCAAAGUCUCCUGGGCUUAGCCAAGACAGUCGGGCAGGUUUUGGCUCGAAUGCACGACGAAGACCUCAUUCACGGUGAUCUCACCACCUCAAACAUGCUGCUCAAACCCCCUGUGGAACAGCUGAACAUCGUGCUCAUAGACUUUGGGCUGAGUUUCGUUUCAGCGCUUCCGGAAGAUAAGGGCGUUGACCUUUACGUGCUAGAGAAGGCCUUCCUCAGCACCCAUCCCAACACCGAGGCUGUGUUUGAAGCCUUCUUGUAGAGCUACUCCACCUUCUCCAAAAAGUCCAAGCCGGUGCUGAAAAAGCUCGAUGAAGUGCGUCUGAGAGGAAGAAAGAGGUCCAUGGUCGGGUAGCCGAGUCUGUCUGCCAAGUACCGAUGUUUAGGCCAUUUAUGUCAAAGGGAAUUUGCAGGAAGGGCCCGAACAUGAGAUUAGACCUAAAUAAAGGUGUUGAGAUUCUUUUAA